Messenger RNA from Megalops cyprinoides (Indo-Pacific tarpon), 1976 nucleotides. It is a transcript of the gene rnf4, whose product is annotated as ring finger protein 4. Gene Ontology annotation, molecular function: zinc ion binding; transcription factor binding. Lineage: Eukaryota; Metazoa; Chordata; Actinopteri; Elopiformes; Megalopidae. The transcript has 9 exons. Gene Ontology annotation, biological process: positive regulation of transcription by RNA polymerase II. The record is from RefSeq and is a predicted model, not a curated record. The coding region runs from base 256 to 789 and encodes 177 amino acids.
GGUGCAGUAUAACGGAUAUGGUCUUGAACACUUCCUUGACUUUAAAAUCUGAAAAGCACUAGAAAAAGCUAGUUAGCUAGUUAUUUAGUUUUUUACAGCAGGUUACGAUCCUAUUAAGCAGCGGCCAACCUUCACUAAGAACAAACGACCGUAAAAACUGACGGCUCCAUCGGUCACUCUCACAGCAGGAAUAAUUGCUAGUGGUAUACACUAGUAGUGAUUGGAAACAGAAGGCUGUCGACCGUCUCUGAAACCAUGAGCACUAUACAGAGGAAGCGGCGUACCACAGGCUCCACUGGCUCCAGACGCACAACCAAGAGGAGCAGGGCCACCAACACACUGUCCCACAGGGCUCUGGACAGCAUGCUGCACAACGAGGACGUGGUGGACCUGACGUGUGAGGUUUCUGAGCCGGCUGUGGUGGACCUGACAAGCAAUGACUCCGUGGUGCUUGUGGAUGACGUUCCCCGGGUCAGGCGAGGACAGGGGGGUGAGAGCUACGUCUUGAGCAGCGAUGAAGAGGAGGUUGUGAAUGUGGGAAGCAGCGCAGCCUUCCUCUCUUCGUUGGAGGCCAACAGUGCGGCCAGGGCCACCCCAGGAACCAUCAGCUGCCCUGUCUGCUUGGACACAUACGGAGAGAUUGUGGGGAGCGGCCGGCUGGUGGUCUCCACCAGGUGUGGUCACCUGUUCUGCAGCCAGUGUCUCCGCGACUCACUGGCCAAGUCCCAUGCCUGCCCCACCUGCCGGAAGAAGCUGACCCACAAGCAAUACCACCCCAUCUACAUCUGAGCCCCACCCUGCCCCAGAAGUCCUCAGACACCUUGGGUGGAUCUCUCACAUCUCCCCCAAUCAUCCUGGUCUCUCCCUGCUCCCAUUCCCACUUUCACCAUCUCGUCAUCCUCCACAGAUUAAUUAGCCUUUGCUCCCUGGCAGCAGUGACUGCAGUCAGCAUGCUGAGCAAGUAGAGAAAGCAGUUUGAGGACCCGGACAUGCAGCGAGUGUGGUCACCCUUUGGCUGUGUGGGAUAAAGUAUCACAUGUUAGCUCUUGCUCUAAGCUCGUAUGGAAGCACUUCAUAUGAGGAUGUUGUGCAGAGUUGUUAUGAUUUCGUUUUCACUGUCUGCACCAGUUUUGUGUUUUGUCAGUUCCAAAAGCUCAGGAAUUUCUGCUGGAGCCCUUGGGCCAGUUAAAGCAGUGUUUUUUGGAGACCUUUGUUGAAUUUUGUCACCAUAGUGGGACACAGAACUUUGUAUAAUUUAGUAAUUUAAGUCACCCUGAAACCUAAUUUAAUACUGAGCAUAACAGAGGGAUUUUUUUUAAUGUUGAGUGCAGUGGACUGGGCACAAGGCAGUCUGGCACAGAUGGGGUGCCAGCUGUUUGGCCAUGCUGGUGGAGGAUUCCAGGGUGAAGCUGAAACGGCUCUGUGGCAAUCAGGAGCCUUGCAAAUGUGGCAUACCUUACAGUCCACCUUGGCCAAAUUUCACCUAUCAGCUCUAAUAGUACAAGGACUAAGGACAACAAGCUGACAUCAAUUUUGUUACAGGUGUUGAUGCACACUGUAAUUAUAUUGGGGAAGAAUCUUUCACCUUGAGAACAGCAGUGAGUUGUAGUGUUGGGUGCCACAUCUGCCUGUGUUGAACAUUUAUUAAGUUUCUUCAUCAGCUUCUUGGUGGGGUUGCUGGUCUGUCUCUUUCCUUAGGAUAUUGCAGUUUGUGUAUGUAUUAAUUGCUGCUUGCAUUGGCCAUGUCUUUUCCCUACCCAUUUCUAUGUGUACCCUGGGUACACAUGGGUUUGAAGGGAUGUGGGUUGCUAUGGCAGUGUACAAUAAUAAUGACAUCUCAAAGUUCCCCCAAGGACUGACCACUCUCCCUUGGAUUGACUCCCCCAUAUAGCUGCCUUUACACUCAAGACUAACCUGAAGAACCUGUAUCACCCUCUUGUGGAUGGACUGCCAGGUGCUGGUUGAAAUUGUGCUGC